This is a messenger RNA of Ooceraea biroi (clonal raider ant), 828 nucleotides long. RefSeq lists its product as uncharacterized. The record is from RefSeq and is a predicted model, not a curated record. NCBI's taxonomy places the organism in Eukaryota, Metazoa, Arthropoda, Insecta, Hymenoptera, Formicidae.
AUGGCGUGUCAUCUUACCAGAUUAGAAAGUCAGUUGGAAAGGUUCUGGGCUAUCGAAGAGAUCGACGUAGACAAGCCAAGAUCAAAGGAAGAAACCGAAUGCGAGGCGCAUUUCAGAGAGAACGUUUUACGCGAUAGCAGCGGGCGGUACGUGGUCCGUCUGCCGUUUCGCGGCAACGGCCAGCGUUUAGGUGAGUCACGAUCCGCGGCACUCAAGCGUUUAGACUCGUUAGAGCGCAAGCUCGGUGCGAACGCAGCCCUCGGCGCUGAGUACGAUCGGAUAUUCGAAGAAUAUCUGACCUUGGGGCACAUGUCUUUAGUAGAGGAUGAUGGCGAUGACGGCUAUUACAUGCCGCACCAUGCGUUGUUAAAAGAUUCGAGCAAUACCACUAAGGUUCGGGUAGUGUUCGAUGCCUCGGCCGAAACAAGGAAUGGCAUAUCAUUGAAUGACGCGUUAAUGGUCGGGCCGGUUAUCCAGGAUGCAUUGUUCGUCCAUUUGAUUCGGUUUCGGUCGCACAAAUACGUGAUAACUGCCGAUAUUGAGAAAAUGUAUCGGCAGGUGUGGGUGCAUGGCGAUGACCGACGAUAUCAGCGCGUCCUUUGGCGUAGAAACGGAGUUAUACGGACCUUCCAGCUCAAUACGCUCACUUUCGGCGUAUCCUCUUCGUCGUUCCUCACGGUGAUCGCGUUACUAGCGCGAGGAGGCUUCGUCAUACGGCAGUGGGUCUCGAACGAUGCGCGUAUUAUCAAUGAUCUGGACUCGCAUCAUCAACAUGCGAAUUUUGCAUUCCAGGCGGACGCGUCUUUGAAAACUUUAGGUAUAACUUAG